GUGGUGAGGAUUCACCCGCGAGCCUCCCUAAAUUACUACGUUAAUUGCGUUUUGGGUCGUUAUCGAAGGCGGGCGGCCGCGGUGGAGGAUCCUGCUUGGACAGCUGGGCAACCCAGACAGUUUACGUUUAGCUUACAAAAGGUCCGCCGAGCAAAGUUUGCGUUCAGAUUAAUCGACGGUCAAUCAGCUGUCCACGGUUUUGGUUUAUUACUCUGGCUUUUUUAAACUGAACUCAUAGGCAAACCCAACGCAAGCGAGAUAGCCUCGCCCCGGCAAAGCAAAUACACCUUUGGACAAACCAGAGGUAGGUCCCUCAUUCUUCCAAACGCUCGCCUUUCGGCGCAAAUGCAGGUUUGGGAAGCUGCACGCACAAGGCUGCGCCGCGCCCUGUCCCGUGCAGCUGCCCGUCGCUCUGUUUGGGUCUCCCGCGGGUACGUAAACUCCAGAGUAACGCAGGAAAGCAUCACUGGAAGGGGCUCUGCGUGGCAAAAUCUUGCUCCGAAUCAAAAUCGCGUUUGACUCGGGUACGGUUAAAAACCGCCAAACCACGGAGACUUCAGCAGCGAGCUGUUCCGUCCUGGAAAUAAACGUAAUUAGCUUGUAAAAAGUCAGACGUUGCUUAAAGACUUCUUUAAAGUGGUAGUCUGAUGUAAUAAAGUAACAGUUGAGACCAUAAAUACCGAAUACAGUUGGAGCAAGCACACAGAGCAGAGAACUGUGAGUAAUCUUUAAAUCACAGCACUACCCAGGGACGCGGGCCAUCCAUCCCCUCUGUCACAGCUCGCGCAGAGGGGAGGUUUUGCCCUUGAUCAAGAUAACCAUAUUUCAAGGAAAUGGCAUGCUAUUUUGCAGGGAAUGAUGAUUCAUUUGACUGUGUUAACAGUGUGUUUUGCGUGGUUUCCUCUCUCCCCAUCUUUUGAUUCAUUCAUAUACAUUAUUUAUAAAGAAAUGCAAACACUUUCUCCCCUGGUUUAAUACAUCAUGACCUCCUUCUGAAAAAAAUCCUACACAUAAUCUAUACGUGUUAUUAAAUAUGAAAAACGUACAACAGUGAGCAUGUCACUGUCAUCUUUUGUUGCCCCUAAUUAGUUCUGGGAUAACCCUUCUAGCUUCAAGAGAAACCAGAUUAGAACUUGCCUGUCAAGACUGAGGUUUAUUUUAUGCAACAUGUGUAAUAUCUGAGCAACCAAUGUCAUAAUUAUCAAAAUGAUUACCCUAUCAGUCAGCAGCUCAUUUGGCCAGAAGACCUUUACAUCUUUUUGCUGAUUACGUACUUUCUGAAGCAAAGACAAAUGGCAAUAACUAAUACUAGUGCAUCUGGGUAUAAGGGCAAAUAACUAUUGCAAUACUCAGUAUGCGUUGGACCAGGCCAGCGUAGGUCUACUGUCAAAAAAAUGGACGCUCAAUAUGAAUUGAAUAAUAUUAGACUAAAUUUUGUAUCUAUCUCCUGUUUUUUAAUUCUACUAUUUAGAAUGCUGGCAAGAAAAAUGAUCUUUUGAUUGAGACUCAGUUACUUCCCCUCUCCUUGUUCCUUCCCUGAAGGAAAUCUUCAUGGUGGGUCAGUGGGCAGCAACAGAAUAGAGCAUAACGAAGCGAAUAGAAAUUUUUAAUUUCAGGUAGCUGAAUCUCAGUAAUGACCAGAUCAUAAGAUCUGUAUUUAGUCUCUACCAUGUGGAGUGCAGUUAAACUUGUUCAUACAAAUGCAACACACUGAGUUUACAGCUCCGACAGUGUCACCGAAGCAGACAACUUCAUGCGUGAGCGGGCAGGAGGAGUAACUGGCGCCGUCCAAGGCAGCCAGUUAGAGCAGAGCGCAUUUUUAAGGCGAGUUCUCUUCUGGUUUGAUUGAGUCCAUGUGCCCAUGUAGACGCACGUUAGAAACCACUUGAGAUCAGUUUGUUGCUGGGAGAUGAGAUGCACCGAUAAAUUGGUACCUUGUCAUUUUGUGGAUUGGAAAGCGACAAACCUUAAGAUUUCCCCUCCUCACUGGCUGUGUUUAUAUUUCGUUUCUUUUCCAAAACGGAUGCGGAUGCAGUAAUAAAGGGAUUUAUCUCUGGGCGCACACUGGAACAGGGCAGACAGCUAGCGGUUCCCUGGACCACAGGACUAGGGAGCAUAACCGGGCUGCUGCUGGUUCGGUACACGCAAUUUUACAAUGUAAAGAGUUCUUAAAUGAUCAUGAAAGUGUGGUUCACUGUUCAAACAUGUUUGAAGACUGUAACCUUUGUGCUCGUGACCAAUUGGUACGUUACUCAUAGUUGUUCCACCCACAGGCUUGGCACUGAACAGUACACCCUCAUAAGUACCAUUUGCGUAUUAUCAAGUUGAUAAAAGCCAGCAUGUAUUUGUACAGAGCUUUUACUUACUCUUCAUAGCACAAAGCCGCUUCUUCCCCUUCCUUCUCCUUUGUGCUUCAUCUCACGGAGGAAGAAAAACAUCUUACUGACAAAAAUUGGCAUCACGGAAGACAGGGAAUUCCAGCUUUAAAGGCUUACUAGAGAACGCCACGGCACCAAUGGGCCUCCAGAGCACCAAACACUCCAAAGUCAAGCAAGCUAACAUACUGAUCUUAGGACUUGAUUACGCGGGAAAAUCUACACUGUUGUACAAGUUCAAGUAUAGCGAUGUUUUUCUAACAAUUCCAACAGUUGGUUUUAACGUUGAUAUGAUUGAAACCGAGAAAGAUUUUACGGUGACGUUUUGGGAUGUUGGAGGACAACAGAAAAUGAGAAAAGUUUGGUGCAAUUUCCUGGAAAACACAGACGGACUGCUGUAUGUUGUGGACAGCUCUGAUAAGCAACGUCUGGAGGAAUCAAAGAAAGAAUUUGAACUCAUUUUAAAGAAUGAAUUUAUAAAAAGCGUACCAGUUGUCGUGCUAGCGAACAAGCAGGAUUUGCCUGGAGCUUUGAACGCUGAGGAAAUAACCAGGAGACUGAAGAUGAAGAAAUACUGCAGUGACAGAAAUUGGUAUGUACAACCCUGUUGUGCUAUCACAGGAGAAGGUUUGUCAGAAGCUCUCCAAAGACUAACCACAUUUGCAAAACACUACAGCAGAUCAAAGGACACUUCUACAAUCUUCAAGGAAAUCGAAACACUUUAAGAAUUUCUAGCAUCAAAGUCUGGUGAACGUUAAUCAACAUAUUUUGUUGGACAGACUAAAUCUGAAAAUACUGGAUUCUGGAGAACUCUUAUAAGUAAAUAUUUAUAAAGAACUUUGACAAUAUGAAAUUAUACUGUUAUACCUGCAGAUGCUUCUGAGGUACUACUCUGCAGCAUUUUAUUAGUGAUAGUACACUUGGGGUUAUUCAGCUCAGAAGUGUGGCUGUUGAAUAAUGAAAAAGGUGGAGUUGAGCUUCUGAAUUUUAGCAAUUGGAAACAAAAUAGGUGAGCAGUGCUUAAAAUCAAAUCAUUUUGUCCAGAUGUAAAAUAGCCAUAUCGUUUGUUCAGCAAGAAAAGCAAGAGAUAAAAUGUUGUUUUGCGAUAAAUGCUCUGUGGACAUAUUUCUCAUGUAAAAAUGUAGUUGUUUUAGACCUUAAACUCUUAGUUCUGUACAAGAGAACCUAUGAAUCUGAAAUACUUGUUGGAUAUUAUUGCAUUCUAGCACCAGUUACUCUGAACAGAUUUUAACAAACGGAUCUGCUCUGCAUCAAGCCACAGACAAAGCUGAGAUGCAGUGCUGUGUGUAAGGUGUAGGUCUGAUGUCUCUUUGUUACAGAUUUCCACAUACCGAUUUCUUUGUUUCUGCACUGUUGGAUUGCUAUCCUUAGGCGGGAGCAGAGCGAUGGAAGUCAGCAUGGGAUCAGUCCAGUGAAGAGCUGAUCCCCAUUGUUUUUGGGGUGAUGGGUAAAGAGGGGAGGAAUGGAGGGAUUGGCUCCUUGGUCAUUUUUUUAUAGAUCUUGAUGUAUCCUGUCCUGCCUGUACUGAAGCCACCUGAAAUUUUGUUACUGAUACUUAGGUUUGAUUAAAUUUGAUGUAAGUGGCACAAAAUUGCUAAUCCUAUUACUACAGUUUGUAGAAAAAAAUUCCAAACGAAA
This is a messenger RNA of Aquila chrysaetos chrysaetos, 4034 nucleotides long. RefSeq names its product ADP ribosylation factor like GTPase 14 (gene ARL14). Gene Ontology annotation, biological process: intracellular protein transport; vesicle-mediated transport. Bases 2516 to 3100 code for a protein of 194 amino acids. Gene Ontology annotation, molecular function: GTPase activity; GTP binding. Gene Ontology annotation, cellular component: cytoplasm. Lineage: Eukaryota; Metazoa; Chordata; Aves; Accipitriformes; Accipitridae. The record is from RefSeq and is a predicted model, not a curated record. The transcript has a single exon.